Molecule: messenger RNA, 1175 nt
Organism: Eremomyces bilateralis CBS 781.70
Lineage: Eukaryota; Fungi; Ascomycota; Dothideomycetes; Eremomycetales; Eremomycetaceae
Product: cytidine deaminase-like protein
Exons: 1
Coding region: 395-1099 (234 amino acids)
Biological process (GO): purine nucleoside catabolic process
Molecular function (GO): zinc ion binding; guanosine deaminase activity
Source: RefSeq, a predicted model, not a curated record
UCCUAAUUCUAGUGUUCUCAAACCAUUUCAGAAUAUCUUGCAUCAUGGUGAAAACGUAGCUGUGGCCAUGCGCGGCGUAGCGGAUGGUGCAUCAGCUACGCAUCGCUAUCCCCUUAUCUCUGGCGACAUUGAUGCGUAAUCGCUCCGGCCUAAAUCAGGAGGAGAUACUACGAUACCUUCUUCUCUUCCUGUCGUUAGUGAGCUAGGUUCUAGUUAGGAUCGGCAUCAGGUGAUUAACGUGAUACGGAGUAUUUCAACUCUUGAUGACAAUCCAAUAUCAUUUGUGUUUGAUCCAUUCCCAGGAAUUUCAUAUUUACGGAAUAGGGAAGGAACAUAAAAGAGUUUGGCCGAUUUAAUAUAAUAAUAAUAUAAUAUACAGCCCGUUGAUUGCAUGAUGCAUUUCCAGCAUUGCAUCACCUCCGCCAUUCUUCUUGCCGCCUCCUGCUCCUCUUUAACAUUUGCUGAAGAAAAUCAUCAAAGCCCCUUUAUCGAGCCGUCAGAAAUCUCCUUCGAAACCCGCGCCUUCUGGAUCCGUCACGCGAACGACGCCCUCCGCUACCUCACCCCAUCUCCCUGCCCCUUUGAGGCUUUCGGCACCGUCAUCGUCAACCACUCCUCCACCCCCCCAGACAGCCCGCACGGCGCCAUGGUGUGCAUCGGCGCCAACGCCAUCGUCACCGGCAACCCGACCCUGCACGGGGAAAUCGCCGCCAUCAACAACUGCUCGGCCGUCCUGCAGUCGGACCCGUACCACCUCUCCGCGCAGGAGGCGCUCGCCGCGUUCGCGGAUCUGUCGCUGUACACGAAUGCGGAGCCGUGUGCGAUGUGCGCGACCGCGAUCCGCUGGGCGGGGUUUAAGGAGUUGAUUUACGGGACGGGCGAGGAGCGGCUGGAAUCAUUGGGGUGGCAGACGGUUGGGAUUAGGAGUCGGGAGGUGUUGGAGAGGAGUCGGGAUUUGUCGAGUAGGACAAGGUCGGUGGGGAGCGUGUUGAGUAAUGAGACGGAUCCGUAUUUUGCGUGGCAGUUUAAUCCGAUGGCGCCGUGUCCCCAGGGGUGUUUAAGGGAGGGGCAUGUGUGCUUUGGGCAAGAGACGGGUUGAAAGAGUUUGUAACCUGGAUGAGAGUUCGCAAGAAGGAGUAGUAUAAUGUAGAAUUUAUGAUGUUCAUGAUUUCGUU